Molecule: messenger RNA, 597 nt
Organism: Ceratotherium simum simum (southern white rhinoceros)
Lineage: Eukaryota; Metazoa; Chordata; Mammalia; Perissodactyla; Rhinocerotidae
Gene: GNLY
Product: granulysin
Biological process (GO): defense response to bacterium; antimicrobial humoral immune response mediated by antimicrobial peptide; lipid metabolic process
Cellular component (GO): cytolytic granule
Source: RefSeq, a predicted model, not a curated record
GGUGGCCUGGAGAAGGACCUGGCAAGACCAGACUGCCGGGUUCCCAGCCUCUAUAAAAUGGGGUGUGGGGGGCGCCUCAGCAGCUGCCUCACCAUGACCUCUUGGGCCCUCCUUCUCCUUGCCUCGGCGCUCCUGGGCACCCCAGGUCUGACCUUUUCUGGUCUGAACCCUGAGCGCUAUGACCUGGCGACAGCCCACCUGUGUGAUGGAGAGCAGUUCUGCCAGGGCCUGGCUCAGGAGGGCUCCCAGGGUGACCUGCUGACUGAAAGAGAGAGGAUAGGCAUCUUCUGCGGGCAUUGUCGGAAGAUAGUCCAGAAGCUGGAGGAGAUGGUGGGAAACCAGCCCACUGAGGCCACUGUCACCGAGGCUGCGUCCCGGGUGUGCAGCAAGAUGCACCGUUUGCUGAGAGGCGCCUGCAAGGUGAUCAUGAGAACAUGUCUUCGUCGCAUCUCCUGGGACAUCGUGGCUGGCAAGAAGCCCCAGGCAAUCUGUGUGGAUGUCGGGAUAUGCAAACCUCAAGCAGGUGAGUGCAGAGGUGACAGCAGGGACUCAUUCCUGGAGGGCCCCAGACAGCCUCCCCAAGAAUGUGCAACAUAG